GCGCCGAGGCGAGGAAGAGGUGGCGGUAGUUGGCCGCAGCGGGACUGUUGUGGAAGGAGCUCUGCGCAUCUCCCCGCCACCCCGCGCUGCUGAGUCUUCAGCUCUGUUUUUGGCAUUUGAGGGACUCAGGCCAGUGAAGGAGAGGUGCUGCCCCACCCCGUAGAGAAGCAGCACUAAGAACAGCAAUCACCAGCCAAGGAAGACCAGCCGCGUUUCCACAGACCUGGGCAGGGCAGCCCGGCCAAAGCAGUCGGAGGUGCUGCGGGCUGUUCGCCGAGUGGGUCCCAAGAGUGGAGCAAGCCGAGUGGCUAGCGAGGAUGCUCGCCGCCUGCCUCCCCUCUUCGCCGCCGUUGCUGUUGCUGUUCCCGCUACUGCUACUGCUACUGCCCGGAGGGGCGCUCAGGAGCGGGCUGGGUGGCACGGUAGCGAGCGAAGUGAAUUUAUUGGAUUCAAGAUCAGUUAUGGCAGAUCUUGGAUGGAUUGCGUAUCCAAAGAAUGGGUGGGAAGAAAUUGGUGAGGUCGAUGAAAAUUAUGCACCAAUCCACACAUAUCAAGUGUGUAGAGUGAUGGAACAGACUCAGAAUAAUUGGCUUUUGACAAGCUGGAUCUCUAACAAAGGAGCCUCUCGGAUCUUCAUUGAACUAAAAUUUACCCUUAGAGACUGUAACAGCCUUCCAGGAGGUCUUGGAACUUGCAAAGAGACUUUUAAUAUGUAUUACUUUGAAUCUGAUUAUGAAGACGGGAGGAAUGUGAAAGAAAACCAAUACAUCAAGAUUGAUACCAUUGCAGCAGAUGAGAGUUUUACAGAAUUAGAUCUUGGAGAUAGAGUCAUGAAGCUAAAUACAGAGGUGAGAGAUGUUGGACCUCUAACCAAAAAGGGCUUUUACCUUGCUUUCCAGGAUGUGGGUGCCUGCAUUGCACUGGUAUCUGUCCGAGUCUAUUAUAAAAAGUGCCCUCUGGUGAUUCGAAACCUUGCCAUCUUUCCUGACACCAUCACUGGAGCUGAUUCUUCACAGCUACUAGAAGUUUUAGGGUCGUGCGUGAACAAUUCAAUGACUGAUGAACCCCCAAGGAUGCAUUGCAGUGCUGAAGGGGAAUGGCUGGUGCCUAUUGGAAAAUGCAUAUGUAAGGCAGGAUAUGAGGAGAAGAACAGCACCUGUCAGGCAUGCCAGCUGGGUUUCUUUAAGAAUUCAUCCCAAAGUCAAGGAUGCACUAAAUGCCCCCCACAUAGUUUCACGCGUGAAGAAGCAUCAACAUCCUGUAUUUGUGAAGAGAAUUAUUUCCGAAAGGAAUCUGAUCCACUCACCAUGGCUUGUACAAGACCCCCCUCUGCACCUCGGAGUGCCAUCUCAAAUGUUAACGAGACUAGUGUCUUUCUGGAAUGGAUUCCUCCUGCUGAUUCUGGUGGAAGGAAAGAUGUGUCUUAUUAUAUUGCAUGCAAGAAGUGCAACUGGCACUCUGGGCUCUGUGAGGCAUGUGGCAGUCAUGUCAGGUACCUUCCACAUCAAAACAACCUGAAAAACACCUCUGUGAUGAUGGUAGACCUGCUUUCUCACACAAAUUAUACCUUUGAAAUUGAGGCAGUGAAUGGUGUGUCCAGCCAGAAUCCAGCAACACGGCACUUUGUUUCAGUCAAUGUAACCACAAACCAGGCAGCACCAUCUCCAAUCACGAAUGUGAAAAAAGGGAAAGUCGCCAAAAAUAGCAUUUCAUUCUCCUGGCAGGAACCAGAUCGACCCAAUGGCAUCAUUCUGGAAUACGAAAUCAAAUAUUUUGAAAAGGAUCAGGAGACCAGUUAUACCAUCAUCAAAUCCAAGCAGACAAGAAUUACAGCAGGUGGCUUGAAACCGGCUUCAGCAUACAUUUUCCAGAUUCGUGCUCGCACCUCAGCCGGUUAUGGUGGCUUCAGUCGAAGAUUUGAGUUUAAAACAAGCCCAGUGUUAGUUGCAUCUAGCGAUCAGCGUCAAAUCCCUAUAAUUGCUGUAUCUGUUACUGUGGGAGUGAUUCUUUUGGCUGUUGUAAUUGGUUUCCUUCUCAGCGGAAGGCGGUGUGGCUAUAGCAAAGCUAAACAAGAUCCUGAAGAAGAAAAAAUGCACUUUCAUAAUGGCCACAUUAAACUACCAGGAGUAAAGACCUAUAUUGAUCCACAUACCUACGAAGACCCUAAUCAAGCUGUUCAUGAAUUUGCCAAAGAAAUAGAAGUGUCAUACAUAUCAAUUGAGAGAGUUAUUGGAGCUGGUGAAUUUGGUGAAGUAUGCAGUGGGCGCUUGAAACUUCCUGGGAAAUGUGAAUUGCCAGUGGCCAUUAAAACCCUGAAAGUGGGCUACACUGAGAAACAAAGACGGGAUUUCUUGGGAGAAGCAAGCAUAAUGGGGCAGUUUGAUCAUGCCAACAUUAUACACCUGGAAGGCGUGGUAACAAAGAGUAAACCAGUCAUGAUUGUAACAGAAUAUAUGGAGAAUGGAUCCUUGGAUACAUUUUUAAAGAAGAAUGAUGGGCACUUUACUGUAAUUCAGUUGGUUGGUAUGCUCCGAGGAAUAGCAUCUGGGAUGAAGUAUUUGUCUGACAUGGGAUAUGUACAUAGAGACUUGGCUGCCAGAAAUAUCCUAAUCAACAGUAAUUUAAUGUGUAAAGUGUCAGACUUUGGGCUGUCUCGAAUUCUUGAAGAUGAUCCUGAAGCUGCUUACACAACAAGAGGAGGGAAAAUCCCAAUCCGAUGGACAGCUCCUGAAGCUAUAGCCUUCCGCAAAUUUACCUCUGCCAGUGAUGUCUGGAGCUAUGGGAUUGUGAUGUGGGAAGUAGUGUCCUAUGGAGAGAGACCCUACUGGGAGAUGACCAAUCAAGAUGUGAUUAAGGCUGUUGAAGAAGGUUAUCGUUUGCCAAGUCCCAUGGACUGCCCAGCUGCUCUCUAUCAGUUAAUGUUAGAUUGCUGGCAGAAGGACCGAAAUAGCAGGCCCAAAUUUGAUGAAAUAGUUUGCAUACUGGAAAAGCUCAUUCGGAAUCCUAGUAGCCUGAAAACAUUGGUGAACACAUCAAGCAGAAUUUCAAAUUUAUUAGGGGAACACAGCCCACUUGGAAAUGGUGUCUACAGAUCUGUAGGUGAAUGGCUGGAAGCCAUCAAAAUGGGACGGUACACAGAGAUUUUCAUGGAAAAUGGAUACAGUUCCAUGGAUGCUGUGGCUCAGGUGACACUGGAAAAAGGGUCCAAUAGGAAAACCUGUGCAGUGAACAUCGCUGAGAGAAGAGUUCAAAACCAGAAGAACAUUCCUGGCUUUCAUUUGAGAGUGACAGUAGCAGGAGGAUCACAUUUUUGCCCUGCUUCAAACUGACAAAACCUUGAUUAAAAUGCAGGAAGGUCAGAGGUUUUGACUGAUGCAUAGCAAGAUAUGGAAUCCUUUCUCUUAAAGGCAACUUUGCCAAAAUGACAGUGAGGUGUGGGAAAAGGAACUCACUGUUGGUUGGUUUGUUGGUUUCUUUGUUUGUUUUUACAAAAAAUAAAUUGUGAAAGUGUUCCUUUCCCCCACCUCCCUAAAAUCAUAAUGAAAUUUAACAAAUGCCUUCAUUUCCUCUGGCUUCUCUGGCUUCCAAACUAAAAAAAAAUUGCUUGUCAAUGUCAUCUAUGUUAGGUUGCUUUUUUUAAAAAAAAAUGAUUUGUAUUGUAUUGUUGGUCUGCACACACAACCCUUUUAAGCACAACAUUCUCUCUUCUUACUGCUCAAGGAUGCAAAUUAAUCCUGGCUCUACGGGAGAUCUUCAACAAUCUGCUGUUCAGUUAAAAGUAUAUGGUUUGCUUUAUUUAUUUAUUUGUUUGAUUUAACAUCAGAGGACUUCUUCUCAGCAGCAGAAUGAAAAUUAGGACACAAAACAUCUCCCUGCUUAUAUUUUAAACUGUGGAAUAUGAUGAAUGUGUCAUAGCUCCCUGGCUGUGCUUGAAUACUUCAUCUUCCCUGAACCUGCGUCAGCUUUCUCAAUAUUUUCCAUUUGUUUCUAGAGUCUAUUUUAUUGGAUAAUGUCAGAUCCAGUUCUGACUAUAUGUCUAAUAACAGUAGUCAAUUUUAACAAUGAAGAUAUAGUACCGCUAGGGUUUAUAAAGCAUCAAACAUAGAAACAAAAUCUACUUUUAGAAAAUGUCUUAACUAUGAAAAGGAAAUAAGAAAAAUAGGUUGAAUUUUCAGAAUUCCUGCACUGGUGUUAUAAAUUUGGAUUUCCCUGAUAUUCUGUUUGUCUGUUGUGUAUGUAUCAAUCCGUAUAAGAAUUUAAGUCAGGUAUGUCCUGUAUGUUUACAAGUAUUUUUCUGUUUCAAUCUCAUGAAAUAUAAAAGAUUGGAUAUUUGCACUUAUGUUAAAUAAUAUGGACAUUAAUUUGUGCCUUAUCACUUAUUAUACUAAUUAUUAAUUUAUUUAGCAUUUAUUAUAAUUUUGAUUGUGGAUGUCAUGUUUUCCCUUCAAUUAUAUAAAAAUGUUAUUUUUAAAACA
Pantherophis guttatus is the source of this 4475-nucleotide messenger RNA. It is a transcript of the gene EPHA5, whose product is annotated as EPH receptor A5. Gene Ontology annotation, cellular component: plasma membrane; dendrite. The record is from RefSeq and is a predicted model, not a curated record. Lineage: Eukaryota; Metazoa; Chordata; Lepidosauria; Squamata; Colubridae. Gene Ontology annotation, molecular function: transmembrane-ephrin receptor activity; protein binding; ATP binding. Gene Ontology annotation, biological process: axon guidance; protein phosphorylation; ephrin receptor signaling pathway.